CAAAAGGGCUGAAGUAAACCCGACCCGAAAUAAAGCAAGUAUCAGCAAGAAAGUGAACAUUAGUCUAAAUAUUUGCUUUACAGAAAUGCUUCUUAGUUAUUGAAGCCAUUAGUUCUCAGUUUAAGAAGAGUUGUCAAAACCUGUGAUUAACUGCAUCGAAGAUGUUUCUCACAAGAACUGAGUACGAUAGAGGUGUUAACACUUUCUCUCCUGAAGGCCGCCUAUUUCAAGUCGAAUAUGCAAUUGAAGCCAUUAAGCUGGGUUCGACUGCCAUUGGGUUAAAGACAAAGGAUGGAGUCGUUCUUGCUGUUGAGAAGCGCAUUACCUCACCUCUCUUGGAACCAGGUAGUGUGGAGAAAAUUAUGGAAAUUGAUGAGCACAUUGGUUGUGCGAUGAGUGGACUAAUAGCUGAUGCCAGGACACUUGUUGAACAUGCACGGGUUGAAACUCAGAACCAUAGAUUCUCCUAUGGUGAACCAAUGACAGUUGAGUCCACCACACAAGCUUUAUGUGACUUGGCCCUGCGAUUUGGAGAGGGUGAUGAAGAAUCCAUGUCCAGACCUUUUGGCGUAUCUCUUCUUAUUGCUGGUCACGAUGAGAAUGGUCCCAACUUGUAAGUAUUUUCAUCCCUUGAAUGACAUUAG
This is a messenger RNA of Nicotiana tabacum (common tobacco), 644 nucleotides long. The record is from RefSeq and is a predicted model, not a curated record. Lineage: Eukaryota; Viridiplantae; Streptophyta; Magnoliopsida; Solanales; Solanaceae.